Molecule: messenger RNA, 1643 nt
Organism: Sphaeroforma arctica JP610
Lineage: Eukaryota; Ichthyosporea; Ichthyophonida
Exons: 7
Coding region: 264-1406 (380 amino acids)
Molecular function (GO): glycerate kinase activity
Source: RefSeq, a predicted model, not a curated record
UGUGUGUGUGUGUGUACAGGAUAAUGCAUACAUACUUGCUAUACUUGUUUGCGUGUAUACGACUUCGACCGUUAGACGACACGCGCACACCAUAAUACUUGGUUGUAUAGGUUGAACAGCAAUACUGAUCAAAAUAACCGAUACGACUAUAACGAAGUACAAAUAAACAUACUAUACUUGGUAGUAUACCCGCACACCCCUUAGCCUUUAUAAUAAUACUACCAUCAUUGAACUCCGGGCACUCAGAGUGCCUCAGCACAAACAUGCCCACAGUACUAGCGUGUUGCGACAGCUUUAAGGACACCGCCACUGCUGACGAGGUGAACCAGACGAUUGUAUCCGCUAUACAAGAUGCCACUGGUAUGUCGGCCAGCAAGAUUAACAUGAGCGAUGGGGGAGAAGGGUUUGUAAGCGCAUUGCAAGACGCUUUUAACCUGAGUAUCGUAUCGGUGAGCGUAGAUGGGCCUUUAUUGUCCCCGAUAACCGCCACAUAUGGUCUCUGUGAAGCCAAGCAUCUUGCAGUGAUUGAGCUAGCUGCUGCUGCUGGCAUUGAGAGUGUGCCGGUUGAGCUUAGGAAUCCUCUGAAUACCUCCACCUCUGGCUUGGGUACACUUAUAAAGGAUGCUUAUGAGAAAGGGGCCCGCUCUAUACUUUUGGGUAUAGGCGGGAGUGCAACAAACGACGCUGGCCUGGGUGCGCUACAGUCAAUGGGCCUACAGAUCCACACUAAGCACGGACUGUUAAACGAAACCUUCUGCGGCAAGCACUUGGCUGAUGUUGUUGAUAUAGUCAUCCCACCAGAAUUGGAAGAAAUGGUCAAACGGCUGAGCAUAUCUGUGGCGUGUGAUGUGACGAAUCCCUUUGUUGGUGGUUUGGGAGCCGUUGCGGUUUUCUCCACUCAGAAAGGCGCCGGCGCUGCAAUUAAAAUGGAGCUAGAGAGAGGAAUGGAGAAUCUUGCAAGAAUCAUUAAGCACAAAUUUAAUGUAGACGUCACAGAUAUGAGCGGCGCAGGCGCUGCCGGGGGCGUUGGAGGCUCAUUUCAUGCAUUACUACGAGCUGAACUCAAACCGGGUGUCGAACUGAUUGCGGACAACUUAGGCCUGGAAGAUGCGAUCAAAGCUGCUAAUGUGGUUUUCACUGGAGAAGGUUCAUAUGACUCACAAACCGCUGGAGGCAAAGUGGUGUCGCAUGUACAAAAGCUGUGUGUGAAAGACAUGAAACCAUGCAUCAUAGUGUGCGGGCGGAACCAAAUGACAGAGACUUCGCACGCAGCUGGUACAGAUCUAGUUUGGGAUUUGGUGUCCGUAUAUGGUAAGGAACAGUCAAUGAACAACCCCUGCAAUUCUCUGCAAAAACUAAUUGAAUCGAAAAAACGGGAUGUGAUUAGUUUAAUUGAUGACAUCUGAGUUUAGUUGAUGGAACUAUAUGGCAUCUGAGACGCUUGAUGUAUUAUCUAUGCAUUUCAGGCCCAUAAACUCAUAUGCGGAUACUCUCAGAAGUUUCAGUUAGAAAUGGAUAUUCGAGUGUUUAGUGUAUAACAGGUACUUCGUAUCACACUGUUGUGCUAGCUGUGGCGACGCCCUGUUUCUUUCGAUCGUCUAUGAUGAUUUCAUAAAGUUCAAACAAACGUAUUAAAACCUCGU